This is a messenger RNA of Salpingoeca rosetta, 1035 nucleotides long. RefSeq lists its product as uncharacterized. Bases 1 to 1035 code for a protein of 344 amino acids. The record is from RefSeq and is a predicted model, not a curated record. Gene Ontology annotation, biological process: maturation of LSU-rRNA from tricistronic rRNA transcript (SSU-rRNA, 5.8S rRNA, LSU-rRNA); box C/D snoRNP assembly; snoRNA localization. Gene Ontology annotation, cellular component: nucleus; pre-snoRNP complex. Lineage: Eukaryota; Choanoflagellata; Craspedida; Salpingoecidae. The transcript has 6 exons.
AUGGCGGACAAGGUUGGCGAUCGUGGCACUGGAACAGCAGAGGUGGAGAUGAAGCACAGCGGCGAUGAAGAGGAAGGGAGGAACAAGGCUGUUGUGGACACGGUGAACGCUGAAGAAGCAGAAAACGUGAAAAAAGACCCACAAGACGUUGUCGGCGAGGAGGAGGAGGAUAAUAUUGAUGAUGAUGAUGAUGAUGAUGAUGGUGAUGAUGGUGAUGAUGAGGAUGGUGAUGAUGAUGAUGAUGAUGAUGGUGAUGAUGAUGAUGAAGAUGAUGAUGAUGAUGAUGGUGAUGAUGAAGAUGAUGAUGACGAGACCCCAACCACUGCAACUACAACUGUGUGUGCGAUGUGUGGUGCGGCGUGGAAGUACAGAUGCCCGGCCUGCGGUACACUGUCGUGCUCGCUGCCGUGCGUGAAGGCGCACAAGAAGGAAACAGGGUGCACAGGUGUGCGCGCUCGCUCACAACCUGUCAAAGCCCGCGACAACCUCACCCAGGACGUUCUUUUCCAAGAUUUUCGACUGUUGGAAGAGGCGCAUCGACUGGUGGGAUCUGCGAAGCGCGGUCCUCAUUCACGCGACGCGCACGCGAGGCACUACAAGAAGCCACGCAUCAUCAAGGAAGCGCAGGCACGCGGUAUUGACCUGCGCCUCAUGCCCGCCAUGUUCAGCCGGCACUCCGAAAACACAACCUCCUUUGACUUCCGCAAACGAACGAUUCGUUGGCACAUUGACUGGGUCUUUCCCGAAGCAGAUGUCUCAUUUCCAGCCUGCAAAUCCAGCGGUAAAGCGAAACUCCGCGUAGCUCUCGGCGCUUUUGUCGAUCGCCGCCCAGACAAUGCAGAACGCAGACACCGAGACGGGUUCACCAGUGGGAUCAUCGAACCGUCAAAGCAGGCAGCAUCACAGCACGUCACGCAAGAUAAGACAGAAAGAAUCGACAAGACACGGCCCAGUGCCAGCGGCAACGGCGACAGCUGGCACGGCCUGACACAACACUCUGACAACAUGGGAAAAGAGAAAGCCGACAGCAUGUAG